Lytechinus variegatus (green sea urchin) is the source of this 3718-nucleotide messenger RNA. Its product is annotated as protein dispatched homolog 1-like. The record is from RefSeq and is a predicted model, not a curated record. NCBI's taxonomy places the organism in Eukaryota, Metazoa, Echinodermata, Echinoidea, Temnopleuroida, Toxopneustidae. Gene Ontology annotation, cellular component: membrane. The transcript has 4 exons. The coding region runs from base 215 to 3190 and encodes 991 amino acids.
AAGCUUUUCUAGCGGACCCGUGCGCGCGAGGCCUAUUGAUGCAUGAUAGAAUAUUGUUUGGAUCCUAUUUUGGCAUCAACGAAAUUGGUCCACCGUUUCCCACAACACUAAUCAACUAGAAUUCACUUCAGAAUUGAAUUCAGAACCGUUCAACGCUUGUAUUCGUCGUGUGAAGAAUUCAUUAAGUCACCUGGUACUGGGUAAAGUGAUAGUCAUGGCAACGGAAAUAAACACCAUGCCCAAUAGAACAGAACAGAUGUCAAUGGAAACCAGGAGUGACCGAAACAGUUAUAGAUCUGGGUCAAUACAUGCUCGACUCUUCACGAGGUUUCCAUUUAUUAUGAUUUUCUUACAAAUCAUAAUGAUGGCGCUUCUAACCUUCCUUACUGUUUACAUCCACGGACCACCAACAUUUGACGAUGCAUCAAGUGGUAUUGAAGCUCGAGGGACUCCAAUUCAUGACCACAUAAUUCCUCUAGAAAACAUCCUUCUUGGAUCUGACGUUAUUUCUCCAAAUCCAAACCUUUCCUUGGGUAGUUCUACCAUGUCUACCGCCAGUGACUUGGAUUCUACCACGAACUCAACAAUAUAUACUGCCGGGACUCCUUCGAUACCUAUUUGUGGAAAUCCAAGUGGGAGUAGCUUUAGGGCUGUAUACGCCCCCUCGUCUUCGGCAGUGGAACUCUUAACACUUGAAACACUACUAUCUAUGUGCCAACAAGAUGACAUUUUUGUGCGUAACAGCUCUACUUAUGAGACGGUAUGCACCAAGUUAUCUGAUUCUUCGAACCAAUGCUGUCCAUCUUGGUCCAUCCCAAACUACAUAGGCGCCCUCGCCGGGAGGUCCUCUUGUCACGACCUGAAAGCUGAUGACGUUACAUUUGCCAGAGCACUGCUAUCGGAGUGUGCACCAUAUUAUACAUCUGGAGCUUUGUCCGCCGAUUGUGGAUCGGGUGCUGACUGCCCAGAGGUGCCAUUGAACUGCACAACUUUCAACGCCAUUUACGUCAUGCUGUUUGCAAACUCACCGAGUGACUUUUCAUUCCAGGUUGCUGAGACGGGAGACCUUUCACUAACCAAUUCCUUACAAAUUGUUUCGUUAAACUCAUCGUUUAGUACUGGACCGCGGAUGCUUUAUAACGACGCAGCAAACAGACGCUACGUGGACAAUGGUAUUACUAAGAUUGAGGCAAUAGGCACCAACAGAGUCACUAAAUAUUUCCUCAUAUCAGAACCACUAAUGCAGGAUCUAAUAUACGCCGCGAUAGGUGGUGCGGUCGUACUCCUGAUAAUGUGGUUGUAUUUAAGUUCAUUUUUUAUUGCCAUUAUGGUGAUCUUUGAAAUAAUAUUUUCUGUGUUAUUGGCAUACUUUUUAUACUUUGUCGUAUUCCGCCUUACUUUCUUUGCAUUUGGGAACAUGCUUGCUAUUAUUCUAAUAUUAGGGGUUGGAGCAGAUGAUGCAUUCAUUUUCUACGACAUAUUUGAAAAUUUAAGGAGAAAGCAUCCGGAUGCUAAACAAGAGUUCAUUUUAGACGAAACCAUGAAGCAUGCUUUUCCUACCAUGUUUGUCACAAGUUUUACCACAGCAUCUGCUUUAUUUGUCAAUGUUACCAGCUCCGUAACAAAUAUUCGCCUCUAUGGCAUUUAUGCAGGGACUGUGGUGUUGUGCAAUUUUUUGUUUACAUUGACUUGGUCUCCAGCUGCUGUCAUCAUCUAUGAUAGACAUCUAAGGCUGCUUUUCCAGGCAUCAUCGACCAGUAAGGAAACAAGUUUCCAUAAAAUGAGGAACAUUUGGCAUAAACUGCGGGCAUUCUUUCGUCGUAUCUUUGAAGUAUACCUCCCGGCGCUUGCAUUCAAACUUCGUUGUCUUUGGAUUCUUAUGUUCACUUGUAUUUCAAUUGGAGCACUCCUUGUUGUAUUCUGGCGGCCCCAGCUCAGAGUACCGACUUCAAACACAGAAUUCCAAAUCUUCACAUUGAAGCACCCACUUGAGAGAUAUGACCAGUUGUUUAGAUCAACAUUUGAUAUCGAAAGAGCUAAAUUGGCGCCUUUACAGUUCAUUGUCGUCUGGGGCACUGUUCCGAUUGACAAUGGAGAUCCUUUUGAUCCUACAAAACGCGGUUACGUUCAACUUGAUAAAUCAUUUAGUCUUGAUGACCCAGAAUCCCAAGUCUGGUUACUUAAUUUCUGCUCGGAGGUUCGACAGCAAAGUUUUUAUAGCCCACCAUCUGUUGUCUAUGAAGACUGUUUUAUUGAGAAGAUGAAGGUUUUUAUGGAAACGCCAUGUGUACCAUCAAGUAUUGGAACUGACUUCUCACCCUGCUGUGGUCAGACUUCUUUUCCAUAUUCGGCGGACUUACUGAAAUUGUGCGCUCCAAAAUACGCAGCGUUCGUCUGCGAAUCAAUAGAUGGUGGCUGUCCUGCAGCUCUUCCUGGUCUCCGAUUCGACUCAGAAAACAACAUCAAUGCAUUUUUUGUGCAGUUCCAGAGCACAACUUUGUCGCAACUGGAGUUCGAUCCUGUGAAGGACUACUUCGAUACAGCUCUUGCUUGGGUAGACGAAAAGGUUAAAACGGCUCCUGGUGGUUUACAAGGUGGCUGGUUUGGAACAUAUAGUCUUGCGCAACCAUUUUAUGUUGAUCUCAUCAUUAACCUGUUACAAGAUACGCCUCUUGCAAUUGGUUUAUCAUUGAUCAUUGCAAUGGCAGUAUUGCUCAUCACCAACAAAAAUGUCCUAAUUGCAUUUUACGCUACACUGUCAAUCGGUGGUGCCGUUAUCACAUCGGUGGCAAUUUUUGUCUUGAUUGGGUGGGAUCUUAGUGUGUUUGAGUCAGCGUUGAUUAUCCUAACAGUUGGCCUUGCUACCGAUUUCACCAUUCAUUACGGGGUUGCCUACCGUCUGGCGCCACACAACGACAGGAAGAACCGUGCCCAAUACUCUUUAUCAAAUCUAUCUUCUGCGAACACCAUGGCAGCCUUGUCCAGUUUCUUAGUAGGAGCACUUAUAUUACCAGCCAAUGUCUUGAUAUUCUAUCAACUUGGUAUCGCUCUAGAAGUUGUCAUCGCCGUAAGCUGGGCAUUUGGGACCCUUUUCUUCAUACCAUUAUGUUACGUAGCAGGACCCCAGGGAACUUGCUGUCUAAUCCGUUGUUGCUGUCGAAAAUCACGUGAAAACAACCAACAGUACUAACUUGAAAAUAAUGAUAGUCAAAUAUAUAUUUUUGUAAUGUAGCAGCAGCCUUGAAAAGAUGAGAGGAAAAAAAAUAUUUUUGUAUCAUGAGAAGUAACAAAAUAAUAUCAUUCGAGCUUUUUAAAUGAUUUCGAUGUUUGAAAAAAGGUAAAUACUUGUUUAAUCAAAAUGUAGAGAACGAAGACAAUGGGUGUAACAUUUAACAUUGGGUAUACAUGUAUGUUAUUAUGAUGUAUGCAGAAGUAUACAGUAAAUUAGUAAAUUAACCUUCAUAACCAUGAUAACUAAAUAUUCUUUGAAGUUUCACCUUUAACACUUUGUACGCGGAAUUAACUCAGGAGAGAUGAUUAUGUCAAUUGUAUUGAUAUUUUCUUUGAAUCUAGAAUUCGACAUUGCAUCACUCAUACUGAUACCCUAGAAGUAUAAUCAUUCAUGACCUUAAAGAUGAAGUUGAACUUGAAGAAAAGUUUGUUGUAAAAAUAACAAAAAAAAUAAUAAAGAAUAAUGGUGAGGGUUUGAGGAAAAUCC